Trypanosoma conorhini is the source of this 414-nucleotide messenger RNA. RefSeq lists its product as uncharacterized. Bases 1 to 414 code for a protein of 137 amino acids. Gene Ontology annotation, molecular function: protein heterodimerization activity. The transcript has a single exon. NCBI's taxonomy places the organism in Eukaryota, Euglenozoa, Kinetoplastea, Trypanosomatida, Trypanosomatidae. The record is from RefSeq and is a predicted model, not a curated record.
AUGGAGGAGGUGUCUUCGAGUGGACAGCCCUUUUUUCCUGCUCCUCCUGGGCAACUUCCAAGUGGUGCCGCGAUGGAUGCCUCGGGGACGUGCUCGGCUACUGCUGCCACGCUGAAAGUUCGCAGUCUUGCCUCUGGCCAGGUGGACCGGACUGUGUCGGCGGCGCUACCGGAUGGUAUGCUUCUGUCGAAGGAUGCUCGUGUUGCCUUUCAAAAGGCAGCUUCACUCUUCUUACUGUAUCUGUCAUGCCUUGCUGAGGACGAACGAUCUCGGGAGGCAAAGAAGCGGGUCACGCUUUCGGCGCAGGACAUAAAGUUGGCGCUAAAGGCUGCCGGCAUGGCCCAUUUGCUACCGCUGCUGAGCACAGGUACGCAUAUGAAGCGCCAACGUACUGGGGAUCAUUCUUUGCCGUAA